UCGUUGUGUCUCGCGGUCUUUGCUGCUCUGAAACUUUGCUGAAGUUUACCUCUCAGGUCUCUCGUGAGCUCAGCUCAUUGAGAAACUUUGACAGAGACAUGAGCGGACAGACUGUCCCUGCAGACUUUUCGGGACAUAUGUUGGACCUGGACGAGGACGAGGACCUAGAGGUUUUCAGUAAGAACACUUCACGGGCAGAUGGAAGUCCCAUGCCCAACUCUCCCAGCUCCAUGGUCAACCAGUACAGACUGGAGGAAGAUGAGGAGGAGCAGCAGGAUGCCAACACCAAAGACCUCUUUAUCAGCGUUGAUAACCCAGAGAGCCACGUGACUGCCAUCGAAACCUUCAUCAUGUACAGGGUCGUGACCAGGACAAUGCGGAGCGAGUUCGACUCCAGUGAGUACGAAGUACGGCGGCGCUACCAGGACUUCCUGUGGCUGCGAAGUAGACUGGAAGAAAACCACCCGACGCUCAUCGUCCACCCGCUGCCGGAGAAGUUUGUGAUGAAGGGCAUGGUGGAGCGCUUCAACGACGACUUCAUCGAGACCAGGAGGAAAGCUCUGCACCGCUUCCUCGACAAGAUCUCUGAGCACCCCAUACUGUCCUACAGCCAGCACCUCAAAGUCUUCCUCACCGCACAGGAGUUGACAUCUCACAGGAAACAGGGUCCAGGCUUCCUGAGCAGGAUGGGGGAGACGGUGAGGGCAGUAGCCAACUCGGUACGAGGCCUGAGGAGCCGGCCGGAGGAGUUCACCGUGAUGCAGGAGUACGUGGAGGACUUUAGUAACAAGAUCUGCUCUGUAGACAAAGUCACACAGAGGAUCAUCAAGGAACAGAGAGAGUAUCUGGAUGAGUUGAAGCAGUACGGCCCCACCUACACGCAGUGGGCGGGUUCAGAGGAGGAUCUGUUGGAGCCGCUGAAAGGCGUGGCUGGCUGCGUGGAGCGGUGCAGCAAGGAAACAGAAGAGCAAAUCCAGCAUCUGUCUGAAGUCCUCGUCCCUGCCCUGCACGAGUACGUCCUCUGUGCCGAGACGCUGAAGGCGGUGAUGAGACGGAGAGACAACAUCCAGGCUGAGUUUGAAGCCAAGAACGAGGCCCUGGCAUCCAGAAAAGCUGACCAAGAAGCACUGCAGGAGGAGGUGGAUGGUCUGGCAGACCGGGUGGAGCUGGCCAACAAUGCCUUGAAGGGAGACUGGUCCCGCUGGCAGGACAGCAUGAGAACUGACCUCAAGUCAGCCUUUAUGUCUACCGCCGAGAAGAACAUGGAGUACUACGAGAAGUGUCUGGCUGUGUGGGAGUCAUUCCUCCUGUCUCAGAGAGUGGAGCCAGCUGAGCAGAAGGAUGUGGAAGACACCUCUUAAAGUGUGUGGAUGACCGAACAUGGAGAUGGCACACAGCCCCUGUCCAACAAAUCUAAAAUAUAUAAGACUUUGAACCGAGGUCCACAUAUGCAAACAUGCAUCGUGUACAAAACAAGCACACUCUGUCUCUUUUUCUGUCUGUCUAACCAAAGACGUUAAUUAAUCCUAAUCUCAGCAUUCCAGUGAUGAUUGUGCAUCACUAAAACCAACACUGUGAUCCAAAUAUCCACAGAUAGUGUUUACACACCACUAUGUGCAUUGCCAAAAGUUAAAGGAAGACUCCUGUCUCUUCAGGUUCCAGUCUGCUGUUUUGUGGUGCGUUAUUUUUCAUAGAUAUCGUAACUGUAGACAACAUAGUAACACUUUGGAUGGAAUCCAGUGUGGAUGAAAAACAGCUGUGUCCAGGUUCAGGGGAUGCCUCCUUGAAAGUAUGGUGAAUGCUAAGGCGUGGCAUCAUCAGAAGCUUUUGCCCCUCACCUCAGAAGUCAAAACUAAUGAAUCACGUCUUCAACUCCAAUUAGAAUUUUCCAGGAAGUGGCACUCAGAUAACAGAGUAGUAAAUUAUAGUACACACUCUGAUACAGUCUGAUAUUUGAGACCAUAGAGAGAAGAAUUGGAGAUAAACAUGAAAAGGCUGCUGCUUUACAGUAACCUUACCACAUCAACAAAUCUGAAGUUACUUGUUAGCCACUCAAGAGGCAGCAGAGGAAGCCGCCAUGAACAAACAGAAUGUCAUUUGUACAAUGUAGUUUAAGAUUAGUCUGUGUGAGUCGGGUUCAAAUCAGUUUAGUUCAAACAAAUCACACAUUUUCAUUUGUUCCAACAAGAUAUGAACUUUUGUAGACUUCAAAAGAUGACACCCCUGAAGUGAGACACAGCUACUAAAACCAAUCUACUGCAUCAUACCCAUGUCAUGGAACCAUGUUACUGACCAUAACCUUCCAACCCUUAACUACAUGAUAGCAUUUUAGCAUUUUAGCCAUGAUCACUGUUUGUUUUGUUGUUGUAAAUUUGAUGGCAUUCAUUUAGUGACAUGAAUCUAAGAGACACUUCCUGAUCCUGUUGUGAUCCUGUUAACAGUAGUUAGUUCUAGAAAAAGUGGACUGAGUUUUGACUGAUUUUUUGUUCGCUGUUUUCUGGACAGUAUCCUUAAGACCUGGUUUUAGUAAGUUGUACGACCAAAGUCAAAGACAUCUCUAAUUCCAGGAUGAGACUACAAGACAUCAGCCUGAUAAUAAUCUGAUCCAACACAUGUUGUUUUCAGGGACAUCCCCUGGAUAUCCUCCCAACAUGGGCACAGAGAGUGUGUGUGCUUCAAUUUUAUACUACAGUACAUUGUAGGGCUACAAGUAACAACAAUCAACAUAAUCGAUUAAUCAAGAAAAUAAUUCGCUGAUUAAUCACUUAGUAGUUUGGUCUUUAGAAUGUCACACGUACUCAAAUCUCUUGUUUUGCCCACAACCCAAAGAUCUUCAAGCUACUGUCAGAGAGGACCAAAGAAACCAGUAAAUCCAAAAUUAGAAUUUGGACAUGUUAUCUUAAAUAAUGAAAAAUACAUUAAUCAAUUAUCAGUAUAGUUGUCAAUUAUUUUACCCCUCUUGGGUCUGAGAAAUGGCCCUAUGAAUUGUUAUUGCAGUCGUUGGGGAUUGCUCCAACCUCAGAGAGUUAAUAGUUGACAUCUAAUCAAUGCCUCAACUGGUCCUUACAGUGUCUGCAUAAACAUGCACUCACAUUUGUAACAAAGUGAUGUGAUUUAAAGUCGGUCUUAUGAGAAUUAACAUGCUGUGAUUGGUUGAGGGUCUGACAUGCCAAUGCAGCCAAGUCACAACAGCAGGAGCUUUUGUUGCUUCGCACAGUGAUCCUUCUUAGAUAUUGUGUAGUCUGAAUGUGGAAGGUAAAUGAUCAAGCUUUCAAUGAAUAUGCCUUUGACUGAAUGCAAGUUCAGGUCUUGUGUCUGUCAUGUAUUUUCUCAUUAAUUAACUGAAGAAGAAUCUGCAGAUUUAUGCAAAGAGAGCACACCAAAAAGUCACAUUUCACACAUUUCAUUAGAAAUUAGCUGACAAAAUGCAUUAAACUGAGAUUAUCUCAGAUGAGUUUGUAGAUAUGUGAGAUCAGAAUGAGAACACAGCACACUUUGAGCAGAGAAGCCUUACACUCUUUCUGAAAUUCUCUCAAGUGAAUUUUGUUGUUUGCGCAGAUGGAGAUUUCAUGUUUACACGUCUGAUGAAGACUAGAUACAAUAUCUGCGAUGUCUUUCUAAAACAAUGCUUAAGUAAUCUUUUUAUACUGAUAUCACCUUCUUUUCUCUCUUUUUUGCUUUUAUCAUUAAUGAAUGUAAAAGAAAAAAGUCUGAAUAAAAUAGAUUUUGAGAUGUGACAUAAUAAAGACAGAUAUAACACUAUGAA
Molecule: messenger RNA, 3766 nt
Organism: Larimichthys crocea (large yellow croaker)
Lineage: Eukaryota; Metazoa; Chordata; Actinopteri; Sciaenidae
Gene: snx7
Product: sorting nexin 7
Exons: 9
Coding region: 99-1361 (420 amino acids)
Biological process (GO): endocytic recycling; autophagy of mitochondrion; reticulophagy
Cellular component (GO): phagophore assembly site; early endosome
Molecular function (GO): phosphatidylinositol binding
Source: RefSeq, a predicted model, not a curated record